Messenger RNA from Podarcis lilfordi (Lilford's wall lizard), 276 nucleotides. The record is from the annotation of a GenBank genome assembly. Lineage: Eukaryota; Metazoa; Chordata; Lepidosauria; Squamata; Lacertidae.
AUGGAGGGGGCAUUGGAGCAUCGUUUAGAAAUUGCAAUGAAGAACCCCUCCAUUGCAGGAGUCCUGUACACCAAUUCCCGGGGCCUAAACCUGGACUAUCGUGGUACCCUCUCAGAUGAACAUGCAGGUGUGAUAUCUGUUCUGUCCCAGCAAACAGCCAAGUUGAUGUCUGAUCCAACAGAAAUUCCUGUAGUGUGCCUUGAGUCAGAUACUGGCAAUACCAUGAUCCAGAAGCAUGAUGGCAUCACAGUGGCAGUUCACAAAAUGGCAUCUUAA